This is a messenger RNA of Oncorhynchus tshawytscha (Chinook salmon), 3299 nucleotides long. Its product is annotated as 1-phosphatidylinositol 4,5-bisphosphate phosphodiesterase delta-1. Bases 142 to 2469 code for a protein of 775 amino acids. The record is from RefSeq and is a predicted model, not a curated record. The transcript is spliced from 16 exons. NCBI's taxonomy places the organism in Eukaryota, Metazoa, Chordata, Actinopteri, Salmoniformes, Salmonidae. Gene Ontology annotation, biological process: lipid metabolic process; phosphatidylinositol-mediated signaling. Gene Ontology annotation, molecular function: calcium ion binding; phosphatidylinositol-4,5-bisphosphate phospholipase C activity.
UUGAGUAGUACACGCCCUUUAAGAAAGAUCCUUUCAAAACGCCAAGCACGAAUAGUAUUCUCGCUGACAAGACACUUUUGUUUUGUAACAACGGAUACUAUUUGUAACAACGGAUACUAUUUGAAAGGAAUUGAAGUCACAAUGCAAUGCAUACAAAGGCAGCCCAAACGCACCAGAUCCGAGGAAUUACUUCAUAAUGAAAAAAGCAAGAAGGUUACGCGUUUAAAUGUGAAACUGUUGGGUAUGGAGGGGGACACAGACCUCCAGUUCCUGCUGGUGGGUGGAGACCUUCUGAAGGUGAGAUCUUCCUCCUGGAAGAAGACCCGCUUCUACAAGCUACAGGAGGACUGCCAGACCAUGUGGCACGAGUCCAAGAAGACCUUCAAGUUCAACCAGACCUUCUCCAUUAAGGACAUCUCGGUGGUGCGUGCUGGCCGUCAAUCGGAGGGUCUGAGGAAGAACACAGAGGAGCCGGUGGAGGGGAGAUGUUUCUCCAUAAUCUUCAAGGGCAGAAGAAAGAACCUGGACCUGAUGGCCAGCUCUGAGGAGGAGGCCAAGCAGUGGGUCACCAGCCUGGAGAAGAUAAUGUCCAACAUGGAGAACCUUAACAGUCAGCAGAAGACUGAGCAUUGGAUCUUCAACUGCCUUAGGAAAGCAGACAAGAACAGGGACAACAAGCUGAGUCUGAAGGAGCUGAAGGACUUCCUGCACCAGAUCAACAUCGAGGUGGACGAUCAAUACGCAGAGAAGCUCUUCCAGGAGUGUGACCAGUCUAAGUGUGGCCACCUGGCUGGCGAUGAGAUAGAGCACUUCUACAGCCUUUUGACCCAUCGCCAGGAGAUAGACACCAUCUACGGAGAAUACGCUAAGACCACGGGCUUCAUGAGCGCUGAAAAUCUACUGGAGUUCCUGAUUAAAGAGCAGAGAGAGGAGGCAACGCUAGCCGAUGCACACAGACUCAUUAACAAGUACGAAUUGGAUGAUAAAGCCAAAGAGAAGCAGCUGAUGACCCAAGAUGGUUUCCUGAUGUAUCUCCACAUGCCCGAGGGUCUGGUGCUGAAUCCUACCCACAAGGCCGUGCACCAGGACAUGAGCCAGCCCCUGAACCACUACUUCAUCUCCUCGUCUCACAACACAUACCUAAUGGAAGACCAGCUCAAAGGGCCCAGCAGUACUGAGGCCUAUGCCAGGGCUCUUAUAAAGGGCUGUCGCUGUGUGGAGCUGGACUGCUGGGACGGGUCAGACGGAGAGCCAGUCAUCUACCAUGGAUACACCCUCACUUCCAAGAUCCUGUUUAAAGACACCAUCAAAGCAAUCAAGGAGUACGCCUUUAAGACCUCGGACUACCCAGUGAUCCUGUCCUUGGAGAAUCACUGUAGUGUGGAGCAGCAGAGGGUCAUGGCCCAGCACAUGAGCUCCAUCCUGGGCAGCGCUCUGCUCACCUCCCCCCUGGGGGACCAGAUGCCCACAGACUUUCCCUCCCCAGAGGAGCUGAAGGGGAGGUUCCUGGUCAAAGGGAAGAGGUUAACUAAACUGGAGGCCUGCUUUGGCCCUGAGGAGACAGCUGGGGAUGAUGGUAGCUUAACUGAGGAGGAGGAGGAUGACAAAGAGGAGGAGGAAGAGGAGAAGAAGAAGGCCACGGAAGGUAAAAAACUGAAGCUGGCUAAGGAGCUGUCAGACAUGGUGAUCUACUGUAAGAGCGUCCAUUUCAACGGAUUCCAGGACGCUAAAGAUAACCUGGGCUUCUACGAGAUGUCCUCCUUCAAGGAAAGGAAAGCUAUGGCGUUGGCUGAGGAGUCUGCCAACAGCUACAUCCAUCACAAUGUGGACAAGCUGAGUCGUAUCUAUCCAGCAGGCACCAGAACAGACUCCUCCAACUAUAACCCUGUACCUUUGUGGAACGCAGGCUGUCAGAUCGUGUCCCUGAACUUCCAGACCUCCUGUAAUGACAUGGAUGUGAACCAGGGUCGGUUCCUGACCAACGGGAAGACGGGAUACGUCCUAAAGCCGGCCUACAUGAGGGACCUGGGGUCGGAGUUUGACCCCAUCACCCUGACCGCGGGACCGUGGCUGCAGCACAAGACGCUCCACCUCAUGAUCGUCUCAGCCCAGCAGCUUCCAAAAGUAAACCAGAAAAAGACAUCCAUUGUGGACGCGCUGGUCAAAGUGGAGAUACACGGGGUGCCUGCUGACACCGCAGAUAAAGAGACGCCGUACAUUGAGAACAAUGGUUUCAACCCGAUGUGGAAUGAGAACUUUAAGUUUGAUGUGUACGUGCCAGAGCUGGCCCUGGUCCGCUUUGUGGUCGAGGACCACGACUCUGUUACUGAUAAUGACUUCGUCGGACAGUUCACCGUACCAUUCACCAGUUUACAGAUGGGAUACAGACACGUGCCGCUACUCAACAAGGAAGGAGACCCCCUUCCCUCAGCAGGACUGUUCGUACACAUCAUGAUCAUGGAUGCCUAAAACAACACCUGUCCGAAUGUGCCAUAAUCACCACUGUGACUAUCGUCCAGUCCCAAACAGACCUUCAGCCCUAUACCACUACACCCUAGGGCACUAGAGUGGAUCUGAAAUGAUUGAAUAUGUGUAAGUGUCCUACGGAGGAGGGGCUAGGGGGUGGUUUGGGAUUGGGCCCUAGGGAGGCGGGGCUAGGGGUUGGUUUGGGAUUGGGCCCUAGGGAGGCGGGGCUAGGGGUUGGUUUGGGACUGGGCCCGAGGGAGGCGGGGCUAGGGGUCGGUCUGGGUCCAGAGGACAUCCUCCUCUGGAUUUUUGAAAAAUAAUUAUAAUUAGCUUAUCGAAUAGGCAAGAAGAUUAUCUGUAACAGUAGAACUCCAUUUGAGUUUUUUGUACUAGUAUUUUGGGGAAUUGUGACAAAUGAACAAGUUUAUCAAACUAUCACAUCACAGGGAUUAUACAAACCAUUGUUUUUGUGUACUCGGUAUUUUUAUAGUGUUAAAACACUUUUCAUUUUGGGUCGUUGUAUUUUUUAAUUUUUGUAUUUUUUAUGUCCACCAUUUAUUUUCUGUGUUGCAUAAUGAGUUUAUUUAAAUCAAGGUAUUCAAAUGAUAAUUUUAAGAUAAUUCAUUGAAUGAACAGUAUUUGAAACCAACAAACAGACAAGAUAUAUUUUUUUUACAAAGAAGCACUUAGAUGUUUCAGCUUUUAUUGUUAUGAAUCAAUAUCCACAUUGUGUACAGUCCAUUCGGAAAGUAUUCAGACCCCUUGACUUUUGCCACAUUUUGUUACGUUACAGACUUAUUCUAAAAUGAAUGAAGGACAUUUUUUCUCUCAUC